AAAAGAGACGGUCGCUUCAUUGAUCUUACCAACUUCACUCUGUCUGACAAUAAGAAUCCAGACGUGAUCACUGAAUGCACACAAAGUGUUGACAACCUAGAUGGAAAAAAGUUCAAGAUAUGUCUUCCUAAAAACAAGGGAUCAAUUAAAAACCUAAAGGAAACUCCGGGUUCAUCAGAUAAUUCACACCAGAGGAGUGAGCGCGACACAAAGCCUCUCUUAGAUGUAGCACAGCAGAGAGGAACCAGUGUCACAGCAGCAUUCAAAAAUAAAGACAGAAACAUUGAGGAAAUUUAUAAAAUACUGCGUGAGCAGUUCCCAAAACUGAAAGAACUGAUGGAGAGUAGAUUCCGUGGUGAUACUUAUCAGAAAGCACUGGAGCUGAGGAAGGAAGACUUUGGAAAGAUCCAACAAUCAUUCAGUGAAGUUCACAGAGUCAGGGAGCUGAUUAAACUGGGAGAAUCGGUUUGCAAAGUGGUUGUUGGGAAUGUUUGUGAGGGAACAGGCUUUGUGCUGUUUGACAACUUCAUCCUGACUAACGCACACCUAUUUAAAGAUCAUGUAGAAGGAGGAAAGAUGUGCUACUGCUUUAAGCUGGCUCAUCAACACAUCUGUUACAGUGAGGAUGGGCUUGAUUAUGCCAUACUUGAGAUCAAUCCUGAGUGUCACAAAUCCAACCAGACAUCAGCAAAGAAAAUCAAGGUACCACCAGGGCUCCUCAAGAAAUUUGGUCCAAUACCACAGAAUGGUGAAGCCUGUAUCAUUGGUCACCCGGCAGGAGGAGUGAAAAAAAUGGAUCCAACAUGUAUCAUUGAGAAAGAGAAGAGGGGAGAGGCUGUCGAUGAUCAUCUAAAUCCAUACAGGGACCAUCAUUUUAUCCUCUGCUCAAUUACUCACCUGAUCAGAGAGCAAGGCAUUGAGAACAUCAUGAUGGGUGGAUGCGACGCAGACAUAGUAGUGACUUACAACACUUCCAUGUAUCACGGCGCUUCUGGCGCUCCAGUGUUUGAUGCUCAUGGUCAAGUGUUUGGUUUGCACACCAGAGGAUUUAUCUAUGAGAAUGAAAAGAGUGUUAUAGAGUUCGCCCAACCUCUGCUUACCAUAUUUGAUCACUUUGUGAGUCAGCUGAAGAAAGGAGGAGAGGAGGAGCUGUUGAAGAGAGUUAAGGAGGAAGCAAAGGGAAACUCAUACCUAGAAAAGCUCCUUGCGUUUAGGCUAAAUGAAAGCGGAGCAGAGGGAGUCGAGACUGAGCCGGCAGACCCUGAUGAGCACUCAGACACCAAUGAGUCAAUAGACACUGAUUAA
Anoplopoma fimbria (sablefish) is the source of this 1305-nucleotide messenger RNA. RefSeq names its product serine protease FAM111A-like. Gene Ontology annotation, biological process: proteolysis. Gene Ontology annotation, molecular function: serine-type peptidase activity. The record is from RefSeq and is a predicted model, not a curated record. Lineage: Eukaryota; Metazoa; Chordata; Actinopteri; Perciformes; Anoplopomatidae.